Molecule: messenger RNA, 3443 nt
Organism: Delphinapterus leucas (beluga whale)
Lineage: Eukaryota; Metazoa; Chordata; Mammalia; Artiodactyla; Monodontidae
Gene: EFNB2
Product: ephrin B2
Biological process (GO): blood vessel morphogenesis; axon guidance; ephrin receptor signaling pathway
Cellular component (GO): plasma membrane
Molecular function (GO): ephrin receptor binding
Source: RefSeq, a predicted model, not a curated record
CCCGCCGCCUCCGCCGAGCCGUCUCUUGGCCUUUGUGUCCCGGCCGAGCGCCCUCCCUGACGCCCCGCGCCCGGCACCCUGGAGCCGCACGGGAGCCGGCUGUCCGAGCUGCGUCCGGCGCGGCGACCCGGAGCCCCGAGCCCGCCGCGCCGCCGCGCCCCUCGCGUGCGCUCCCGCCCCGCGCUCUGAGGGCCCCGAGGGGAGCGCCACCGGCCUCGGCGCCCGCUGGAGCUGCUCGGCGCGCCCCGGAACUGCCUGCAGUCUCUCCCUUGUCUGCCCAGAGGAUUGGGGCUCCCGGCCCGCACCUUGUUCCUCCGACGCCAGGAGUGCGCGGAGCUGGGAGCGGCUUGGCCAUGGCCGUGAGGAGGGACUCCGUGUGGAAGUACUGCUGGGGAGUUUUGAUGGUUUUAUGCAGAACUGCGAUUUCCAGAUCGAUAGUUUUAGAGCCCAUCUAUUGGAAUUCCUCGAACUCCAAAUUUCUGCCUGGACAAGGACUGGUUCUAUACCCACAGAUAGGAGACAAAUUGGAUAUUAUUUGCCCCAAAGUGGACUCUAAAACUGUUGGCCAGUAUGAAUAUUAUAAAGUUUAUAUGGUGGAUAAAGACCAAGCAGACAGAUGCACUAUUAAGAAGGAAAAUACGCCUCUUCUCAACUGUGCCAGACCAGACCAAGAUGUAAAAUUCACUAUCAAGUUCCAAGAAUUCAGCCCUAACCUCUGGGGUCUAGAAUUUCAGAAGAACAGAGAUUAUUACAUUAUAUCUACAUCAAAUGGGUCUUUGGAGGGCCUGGAUAACCAGGAGGGAGGGGUGUGCCAGACAAGAGCCAUGAAGAUCCUCAUGAAAGUUGGACAAGAUGCGAGUUCCGCUGGGUCAACCAGGCAUAAUGAUCCAACAAGACGGCCAGAACUUGAAGCUGGUACAAAUGGAAGAAGUUCAACAACAAGUCCUUUUGUCAAACCAAAUCCAGGUUCCAGCACAGACGGCAACAGCGCCGGACAUUCUGGGAACAAUAUCCUGGGUUCCGAAGUGGCCUUAUUCGCAGGGAUUGCUUCAGGGUGCAUCAUCUUCAUCGUCAUCAUCAUCACGCUGGUGGUCCUGUUGCUCAAGUACCGGAGACGGCACCGCAAGCACUCGCCGCAGCACACGGCCACGCUGUCGCUCAGCACGCUGGCCACGCCCAAGCGCGGCGGCAACAACAACGGCUCGGAGCCCAGCGACAUCAUCAUCCCGCUGCGGACUGCGGACAGUGUCUUCUGCCCUCACUACGAGAAGGUCAGCGGGGACUACGGGCAUCCCGUGUACAUAGUCCAGGAGAUGCCACCGCAGAGCCCGGCGAACAUUUACUACAAGGUCUGAGCCUCGGCGGUGCCUUCGCUUUCCCGGAGGAAACUUACUGUCCCGCUGCCGCCCGCGGAGGGUCCGAGGCCCCCUGUGUCUGCGACGGACUGGCGCACAGCGGGGAGAGGGGACACUCCUUCUCGGGAGAGCCCUGUGGAGUCGGACAGCUUACUAGUCUGUAGCGUUUCGGCCACGGUGACGAAGGAUGCGCCCUGGCAGCUGGAAGACUCGCGUGGAAGAUGCGUGUGGGGACCGCGCGCGCCCCGCCCCUCUCCUCUUCUGGGUACCAGGGGCGUUCGGGCCUCCGCAGGAGCCGAGGGGAGACAGAGCGGUCGGUGGGCGGGAGCAUCCCGGGCAGGUGUCCCGGGUCCCCCAGGCUGCUGGGCCUGGAAAGGCCGUCCUCCGCCUCGGGCGUGGCCCUUCCCGCCGAGCUGCACCCCGGACUUGUCGCACAGACUCUGGCCGCGUGAGGCUCUCGGAGAGCGCUAGCUUUUAGUCCUCACUGUUGCACACACUCCUGUCAUCCAGGGCGCUGCAGGCCUUCACAUGAGAUUUCUUCUCAAACCACACUCCGUAUCACUAAUGAGACAUUAAUAACGUUUGGCGUCUCCUGCUUCAUCUGUUUGCAGCAGCUACCGCCGAAUGGGCGAUACAAGGAUAGAAAUUUUGUUUGCUAAUAAGGAGCCUUCCAGUCAGAUACUAGGCUGUCAGCCCGGGAAGGUGAGGAGUUCACGGGAGGGAGGGCCGGGGGAAAGGCCGUCUGCAAAGGCAGUUCAGCGCUGCCACCUCUGAGACAGAGUUGGGAGGGAAAACUCCAAUUAGAUAGCACAGCACUUUGGUUUUGCUAAGAUUUUAAGAGGCAAGUAGGAGACACAACGACACGCACGGUAGAUUAGGGUGCAUUUGAAGGAAUUCACUCUUAUCAAAGAGCAAUGCACAGGAAAAAAAGAAAAAGAAAUAGUCCCUCUACGCUGGGUGGAACAAAGGGGCAUUGUUGGUAGAGGGCCAGGCUUGGAGGGAUGGAUGGACACCGGCAGGACUCUCGUGGUACUGGCAAUAGGAUGUACAGCGGUGAAGCUGUAGGAAAGUCGUCGGUCUGCUUUGGGUGAUGUUUAAGGCAGACUCAGCUGCUAUACUUAUCACAUUUUAUUCAACACAGGGAGAGCAUUUAGGAGAUUAGCAGAGAGCCAAAUCUGACCUAGAAGUUUAAAAGCCAAAGGUCACACAGGCUGUAAUUCCAUCAUCAUCGACGUUAUUAAGGCAUUCUCAUAUAUAAAAGGUAGGUCAGACUCCCCGGCCCCCCCCAAUGCCCCUUCCCCGCCGCUCCCUUCCCCACUGCGCCUUAGGACACUUUGGUUUAUGGCGGUGCUGUCCUGGCCGCGAGGGCCAAGGGGUAGGUACUGAGCGAGGCCACAGCUCGGGGCCCUGUAUCAAGGUGAGGCACACAUGGCAAACCUCUUAGAGUCCCGAGGACCGAAAUAAAUUAUGAUGUCGAGGGGGAGAAGGAAGGUAGGAUGUAUUUAUAAUAGAUAUAUAGAACACAAGGGAUAUAAAGUGAAAGAUUUUUACUAAUAUAUAUUUUAAGAUUGCACACAAUCCACACCAGAAGAUGGGAAAUUCAUUUGUGGCGAUUAAGUGGUCCCAAUGCUCCGUGCUUUAAAAAAAAAAAAAUUGGACAGCUACUUCUGGGAAAAACAACAUCACUCCAAAAAUAACAAUAAUGGGAGCAAACACAAAAAUAACCCAGUCCUCUGAAGGCAUCUUGCGUCACCGUAGAUUAGGAAAUGCAAGCCCCAAAUACCAGGAAAUCGGUGUUACUGCAUCGUUUUCAACAAUGACAAGAUGUACCGGCAUUUAUUUUCUGUGCUGUGUUUUCCCUUGCCCUGUGGGCUGAAGUGUUCGCUAGAAUCCACCGGGUCACAUCGAGGGGGUUUCAGCUGAAAGUUCACCCUGACCCCCUUCCUUCCUCUCUCCGCCUCCCCUCACCCCCUCCCUUCUGGGAAAAGAAGUGAGUAAACAGGAAACCUACUUUUUAUGUGCUAUGCAAAAUAGACAUCUUUUAACAUAGUCCUGUUACUAUGGUAACACUUUGCUUUCUGAAUUGGG